Molecule: messenger RNA, 1101 nt
Organism: Quercus robur (English oak)
Lineage: Eukaryota; Viridiplantae; Streptophyta; Magnoliopsida; Fagales; Fagaceae
Exons: 5
Coding region: 1-1101 (366 amino acids)
Source: RefSeq, a predicted model, not a curated record
AUGGUAGAUCAAGGUAGCGUUGUGGAUAUAAUGUAUCCAGACUUGUAUAAGGGGCUAAGUCUGAAGCCAGAGGACUUAGCAACCUACAGCUCCCCUCUAGUGAGUUUUGAGGGAAGGAUGGUCGCUCCGAAAGGACUGAUCAGGCUACCUGUGCAAGCCGGAAUGGAUGUAGUGGAGGUGGACUUCAUUGUCGUAGACGUUUUUUCUCCAUACACGGCUAUUAUGGGCAAACCUUGGCUUCAUACCCUGGGAGCGGUCUUGUCUACUCUGCAUCAGAAAGUGAAGUACCCAUCCGGAGGCCAAGUUGGGGCUAAGUUGCCUUUGCAAGAGAAGGAGAGGUUACUGAAGUUCCUCCGAGCAAAUGUAGACGUGUUUGCAUGGAAUCCGUAUGAAGCCCCGGGUGUGGACCCGAAUUUCAUUUGUCAUCAACUCAACGUGAAUCCCUCCAUUAUUCCCAAGAGACAGCCACCUCGGCGACCAUCAAAAGAGCAUGCCGAGGCUAUCAGGAGUGAGGUGACCAAGCUCAAACAAGUUGGGGCUAUCAAAGAAGUUUUUUAUCCUCAAUGGUUGGCCAAUACGGUGGUGGUAAAAAGGAAGACAGGAAAGUGGCGAGUGUGCGUGGACUUCACGGACCUCAAUAAGGCUUGUCCUAAGGAUCCAUUUCCUAUGCCGAAGAUAGACCAGUUGGUAGAUGCAACCAUGGUGACUCAUAGAGGAAUUGAAGUGAACCUAGAUCAGAUUAAGGCCAUUAACGACUUACAAGCACUUCGAAAUCCAAAGGAGAUGCAGAAACUAACUGGAAUGACUGCUGCUUUGAACCGGUUUAUCUCCAGGCCGCCUAUCAUGUCUAGUCCUGAGGUGGAUGAGGUAUUGUUUGCUUAUCUAGCAGUUGCCCCCCAUACAGUUUGUUUUGUCUUAAUACGAGAGGACAGUGGCAUCCAAAGGCCAGUUUACUAUGUAAGCAAGUCCCUUCAUGAGGCCGAGUUACCUCUCAAGUCCAUACUAAGAAGUGCAGACUACACCGGAAGAAUUGCAAAGUGGGGCACAAUUCUAGGUGCUUUCGAUAUCAAGUAUAUGCCUCGCACCUCUGUGAAAGGCUAA